Molecule: messenger RNA, 1026 nt
Organism: Mya arenaria
Lineage: Eukaryota; Metazoa; Mollusca; Bivalvia; Myida; Myidae
Exons: 5
Coding region: 1-747 (248 amino acids)
Source: RefSeq, a predicted model, not a curated record
AUGGGCAAAAAAGGUAAAGCAUGCAGGAACAGCGACCUGUUGACAGACUUUGACUUUCUGAGGAUUGCUAAUUAUAAAGAUUUCUUAAGCGAAAGAUCGUCACCCGAAAAUAUUGGAGGCGCACGUUUGGUUGCAGAACUUUUACAACAAGAACUGGCACGCGAUUUCAAGCUUUCUGCAAGUAAUGUCGGGAUACAAUUUGUGCCCCGACACGAGUUUCCGUUUACCAAGCACACGGUUACUACUGGCAUUGGAAACGUUACCAUUGACUACGAGGACGCACGCGAACAGCACACGCAGAUCAAGGAACGUCAGCGACAGUUUGCGAAAGAAAUUGAGAAAGCAAAGAUCGAAAUGGAAAAUAUUCGGCUGGUUGAACAAGUCUGGUUCGAUGAUUACGUCAACGGCAAAUACGUAAACGACCUUACGUUAAACCGUCCGUUUGCAAACAACGAUAUAACUCCGUCAGACGGUGACUCCAUUGACGAAGAAGUUGAAAGUAAAGAGGUUAAUGAGAACAAAAAUGACUUAGCAUUGAUGGAAGCAGGGACGGUGAGCGAUGCUGAGUCACGUACCAAUGGUUAUCGUGUGACCAAUGAGGUCAGUCAUGCUGCUGAUGGAAGUACAUGUGCAGAGGCUGAAAGCGUCCAUUAUUUCAUUCAACAUAAAGACGUUAUUUACAAACUGCAGCAACACAAGGAGACCAUGGAAGGACAAUCUGCUUGUCUGCCUAACGUUAACAUUUGACUUAUUUUCGUGGAUAGUAUUUUAGACUACAUGAUUAUUGAAUUAACUGUAUACUUUGACUGCUUGCACAACACAAGUUACCAGUGAAUAAUGUACUUGUUGUUUCCUAUAUUUAAUGUUGCUGACAAUGAUUAUGUAAAAGAAUCAAACACUUUAAUAACAAAAUACAUUUAAGUAUUGACAACAGGACAAUUAGCCUUUUUUGUCCAUGUUUGGUGAGUUGUAUACUUGCAUUUCAAUCAUAUUACAAAACACUCUGCAUAAGACGAGCAAAUAAAC